AGUUGGCCCGGAAGACGGCGUGAGCGCCUUCAAAAGUGUUGGGGCGCCUGCGCCGGAAGGAACGGGCUGAUUAAAGGUGACUUUUCAGCUUGGGUCGACGGUGGCCGAAAAGGAUGAUCAGCAAAUACGUGGGCCCUCGCUACAUGCAGCUCUUGCGCAACUGGAUCCCCACUGCAGCCACGUGGGGCACAGUGGGUGCUGUCGGGCUGGUUUGGGCCACAGACUGGAGGCUGUUCCUAGACUAUGUUCCCUACAUCAAUGGCAAGUUUAAAAAGGAUGACUGAGCAGCGGCUGCCCUUACAAGAGGGCCAGCUGUUUAGUCUGUGAAACGUCAAACUCCACUGGACGCUGACCUCCUAGGAAAGACACUUUGAUGGAAUGAUGCAGUGAGAUGCGCUGCGAACAAAUAAAACCUCGUUUAACUCA
This is a messenger RNA of Heteronotia binoei (common prickly gecko), 426 nucleotides long. RefSeq names its product cytochrome b-c1 complex subunit 10. Bases 114 to 284 code for a protein of 56 amino acids. NCBI's taxonomy places the organism in Eukaryota, Metazoa, Chordata, Lepidosauria, Squamata, Gekkonidae. The transcript is spliced from 3 exons. Gene Ontology annotation, cellular component: mitochondrial inner membrane. The record is from RefSeq and is a predicted model, not a curated record. Gene Ontology annotation, biological process: mitochondrial electron transport, ubiquinol to cytochrome c.